This is a messenger RNA of Oryctolagus cuniculus (rabbit), 354 nucleotides long. Its product is annotated as cytochrome c oxidase assembly protein COX20, mitochondrial-like. Gene Ontology annotation, biological process: mitochondrial respiratory chain complex IV assembly. Lineage: Eukaryota; Metazoa; Chordata; Mammalia; Lagomorpha; Leporidae. Gene Ontology annotation, cellular component: mitochondrial inner membrane; mitochondrion. The record is from RefSeq and is a predicted model, not a curated record.
AUGGCUGCUAUGCAGGAGCCCAGCGAGCCCAGAAGGGAGCCCUUUAAACUCCUAGGAAUUUUAUAUGUUGAAAAUAUCCCCUGUCCACAGGAUUCAAUACUACACAUUUCAUUAGGAUCUGCUGUGGCUGGCCUCGGACAUUUUUUGUUAACUAGUAGAAUAAGAAGAUCAUGUGGUGUUGGAGUAGGAGGAUCAAUAUGACUUUAGAAUGGCUGGUUCCCCCCCAGGUACAGUUAUGCAAAGCAACAAAUCCAGGAAAGAAUUGCUGGAGGAGGAAUUAAAACUAAGAUUUUAUAUGAAAGUACCCACCUUGAUCCUGAAAGAAAACAAACCAACAGCUCUAACAGCAAUUAA